UCAUUCUCUAUGGGCUGGUCGCAGCUCCUGUGCCUGUGUGAGCUUGCCGGGAAAUAUGUUGUUGCCACUCCUUGAGAUAAUUAUGGGAAGUCUUUUUGCUUGUCAGUCCUGCGGUUGAUCAAAUGCAGCCUACAAAACGUUUUUGACACCGUAGGGACAUGAUCGUCUGAUUCAUCAGCCGACACUGAAAAGGAAGGAACUGGAGGAAAAGUUCCCGUACCGCAAACACAAGACAACAGGCACUGAAGGAUCACUAACAGGAUUGUCUGGAAUAUCUGGAUGCUUCUAUUCCUAGAAUCCUGCCUCCAUUCUAGAAUCCUGCCUCCAUUCUAGAACCCUCCCACUCCCAUGCUGUACUGCAGGUGAACCCCAUCCAGGACCCAGAGGAUGAGACGUAUCAAGGCCCUCGUCGUCAUGGCCUUCCUGUGCAGCCUCUGCCUCAUCUUCUUGUACUCCUCACUCAACCUCCAUCUGGCCCACAGACACAGAGCUCUACUGGAAGUCUCAGCCAACCCCAGGUCCGAGAUCAGCUUUGAAACACUGUCCACCAAGCCGGUCCCAACAUACCUCAGACUGACCCUUACCAAGGACAGUACAAAAAGUGUCCCUAUUCAGGUCACUGUUACACCUACUCCUGAUCUCCACCAAGCUGCUGUCUUUGCCGCCCUCAAGAAGGCUAUACCUCAGAACACAGCCUAUUGGAACCGUGUUUUUUACUCUGGCAUCAGACGACUGGACAGGGGGGGGAACUCAACAAGACCGGAGGCACUGGACUGGUCCCAUUGCCGACACGACUCCGAGCAGCUGCGGACAAACAUUCAUGACUUUACUUCCUAUCCAGAACUCCACCAGGACUUCCUGCUUGGGAUGGAGUGUAGAAACCCUCCUAUCCUGAUUGACCAACCAGAGAAGUGCACCUCGGAAGACGGAGAAACCUUCCUCCUCUUCGCCAUCAAGUCGACCCCGAGGAACUUUGAGCAGAGACAGGCGGUACGGGAGACGUGGGGGCGAGAAGCGCUUUAUGGAGGAGGGGUCAGAGUUCGUAUAGUGUUUCUGCUGGGAUCCUCGUCAUUGGACGAGCCCGACCUGAGCCAGCUACUGGUGCUUGAGGCACAUCACCACGGCGACCUCCUCCAAUGGGACUUCCACGACUCGUUCUUCAACCUCACGCUAAAGGAGCAGGUGUUCUACAGGUGGGUCCUGAGCCGCUGUCCUAAAGUCUCCUUUGUCUUUAAAGGGGACGACGACGUCUUCGCCAACACUGAGGCCAUACUGGGCUACCUGCAGUCCCUGGAGCCUAACAAGAACUCAACGCUCUACCUGGGCCAGAUCAUCUCCACUGCUAGUCCCCUCCGCGACUCUAAGAGCAAGUACUACAUCCCCCCGACCUUCUACGACGGCCCUUACCCUGCGUACGCCGGGGGAGGAGGUUACCUCUUCUCGGGGUCGUUGAUCAGACCGCUUUACGGCGUCUCCAAGUUCCUCCCUUUCUACCCCAUUGACGAUGUCUACUCUGGGAUGUGCUUCAACGCACUGGGAAUACUUCCAGAGGCACACGAUGGCUUCCAGACGUUUGACAUUCGCGAGCAGGACCGGGAGAACCCGUGCGUCCAUAAGGAACUGCUGCUGGUGCACCGGCGGAGCCCGCAGCAGAUCAUUAGACUGUGGCGGAGCAUACACAACCCCGUGCUCAUAUGUUGACCCCCCUCACUGAGCCUCGGUGGUAGAUGUUGACCCCCUCCAUAUGUUGAGGGCUAGGGUCUCACUGAGCCUCGGUGAUAGAUGUUGAUCCCCACCCCACCCCACCCCAUAUGUUGAGGGCUAGGGUCUCACUGAGCCUCGGUGGUAGAUGUUGACCCCUCACCACUGACACAGGAUCAGAUAUUAAAUAACCAAUUUCCUCAAUUCAUAUGCUUAACUAUGGUAGCGCUCAAUAAAUUCCCAAGUUUUCCAGAAAUCCUGGUUGGAGGGUCCCUGGAUUGCCUGCAUAUUCCUUCCUGAUUGCGGGAAUCUGCCAACCGGGAUUUGGGAAAACCCCACAAGCCCUGUUCAUAUGCUGAAUGGCCUGAUUGAGACAUAUCUGUCCACCCCCUAAUGGUUAAGAUCUGAUCUGAGGGCCACCUCUUUCCACCCCCUAAUGGUUAAGAUCUGAUCUGAGGGCCACCUCUUUCCACCCCCUAAUGGUUAAGAUCUGAUCUGAGGGCCACCUCUUUCCACCCCCUAAUGGUUAAGAUCUGAUCUGGAGGGCCACCUCUUUCCACCCCCCUAAUGGUUAAGAUCUGAUCUGAGGGCCACCUCUACCUUUUUAGUUUCACUCACUCAGGGAUGGUUUCCAGUUUCCACGACGACGGUGUCAAAAAAAUCCAGUAACUUUCCCAGAAAUCCUGGUUGGAGGACUCCUCUUUAUUCACUCCUUGUUUUUAGGAAGUGUGUUUUUUUUUCUUCUUGAAAGCCAGGUGAUUUUUGCAACCCGAGGCACGACACUGUCCGAUCAACGAUGUACUGGAACUGUUUCUACUGGAUUACCAGUUAAAGGUUUAUAUGUCAAUAUGUUGGGCAAUGCUUCAGGUGUUUUUUUUUGUAUUUUUAAACUGAACUCACAAGAUUAAAAGGUUUUACAUUUUAAGUACCAGUUGACCUCUUAUUGGUGAGUUUUGUGUCUGCAUACUGUUCUAGAUCGUUUAUCCCCACCCCAACUCAAGUCCUCGAGUAACUUCACCAGCACACCUGAUUCAACUAAUCAUCAAGCCCUCAAUUGGGGAGUUCGUCUGGGACGUCAACAUAAAUAUGCUGUUGGGGGGGGACACUGUUCUAAAUUGAUUCCAGGAUGUUUUACUGCCUGAGGUCAAAAUGUUGCAAAUUAUUAAAAUGUUUUAUUUUUUUGAGUGGGGAGGUGGAUAAAAUUACGUAAAGAUGUAGUUCUAGGUAACAGAUCGUUUUGAUAUUCUCCUCGGGGGACUAAGGACUGUACUUUUCAUUGUGCAGAAAAUGUAAUAAAAUACUGUGAAACUCA
Molecule: messenger RNA, 3013 nt
Organism: Oncorhynchus tshawytscha (Chinook salmon)
Lineage: Eukaryota; Metazoa; Chordata; Actinopteri; Salmoniformes; Salmonidae
Gene: b3gnt2l
Product: UDP-GlcNAc:betaGal beta-1,3-N-acetylglucosaminyltransferase 2, like
Exons: 2
Coding region: 388-1701 (437 amino acids)
Cellular component (GO): membrane
Molecular function (GO): protein N-acetylglucosaminyltransferase activity
Source: RefSeq, a predicted model, not a curated record